This is a messenger RNA of Pyrus x bretschneideri (Chinese white pear), 1486 nucleotides long. Its product is annotated as CDP-diacylglycerol--glycerol-3-phosphate 3-phosphatidyltransferase 2-like. Gene Ontology annotation, biological process: glycerophospholipid biosynthetic process. Gene Ontology annotation, cellular component: membrane; chloroplast envelope. Lineage: Eukaryota; Viridiplantae; Streptophyta; Magnoliopsida; Rosales; Rosaceae. Gene Ontology annotation, molecular function: CDP-diacylglycerol-glycerol-3-phosphate 3-phosphatidyltransferase activity. The transcript has 7 exons. The coding region runs from base 1 to 1119 and encodes 372 amino acids. The record is from RefSeq and is a predicted model, not a curated record.
AUGUCACCCCUGGUGCUCAAAAUGACCACAGCAGCCUCCUGUAUAUACCCCAAAAAGCCCUACCAAAUUCUCUUCAAUUCCAUCUUCUCCUCCACCUCCACCUCCACCCCCUCCUCCUCGUCUCCCUCUCCACCCCCAAUUGGUAAAAACUUCAUCGAGGCAUUAACGCACACGCGUAAAUACUCCGGGUGCAGGAUAACCCCCUGUGCAACCCUCCCGCCCCCAAUUCUCCCUCUUCCCCCAAACCUAGCCCCCAGAUUCCCUAAAUGCUUCUCCGCCUCCUCCUCCUCCCGCAGCCGCAGCAACGCUAGUGGCGGUUCCUUCGAAGAUCGCGGAGAGUCCUCUGGUGGGUCCGGCUCCGAGUCCGGCCCAGGUGGUGUUGGUGGUCUUAUGGCCGACAUGGGUUCGGAGAAUCAUAAGGGCACCGAUUGGUACGACAGCCAAUUGUACCCGAACCAAGACGAAUUGCUUUCUCCUCUGACACAUCAACAAAAACAACAGCUGCAGCAAUCCCAAUCCUCCUCCAAAUUCCUCACCUUGCCCACCAUUCUAACUCUCGGCCGCGUCGCCGCCGUGCCGGUUCUCAUUAGCACUUUCUACAUCGAUAGUUGGUGGGGAACGACUACCACAACAAGUAUUUUCAUUGCUGCAGCAAUUACUGAUUGGCUCGAUGGGUAUAUUGCUCGGAAGAUGAAAUUAGGAUCUGCUUUUGGUGCAUUUUUGGAUCCGGUGGCCGAUAAGCUCAUGGUUGCAGCCACACUGGUUUUAUUGUGUUCUAGGCCUUUGGACGUUGCCAUGUUUGGGCAAGUUCCAUGGCUGUUUGUCGUUCCUUCUAUUGCCAUAAUUGGUAGAGAGAUAACCAUGUCAGCAGUCAGAGAAUGGGCUGCUUCUCAGAACACUAAACUUUUAGAGGCUGUAGCUGUAAGUAACUUGGGAAAGUGGAAAACAGCCACACAGAUGAUAGCGCUGACUAUCCUCUUGGCAACCCGAGACAACAGUCUUGGAAGACCAGAUGUCAUUGUAGCUUCUGGUGUUUUUUUGCUUUAUGUUUCAGCGGGGCUUGCUGUGUGGUCUUUGAUCGUGUAUAUGAGCAAGAUAUGGAAAGUACUGCUGAGGUAGUGUGCGUGCAACUGCUCUGUGUUCACUCGUAUGCAUACUUCUCGAUCAAGUGACCCUUUCAAAUGCAAAGAGGUAAUUGUCAGUGCUCUGUACAUGAACCCAGAAAUGAUCAAUCUCGCACGGAGCAUGACGCUGAUAAUCGAUGGAGGGGAUAACACAUUAUUGCUAAAAUCCUGCAGUAUUGAGUAAAAUUUGCUUUAAUAUUUUGGGUGGGUAGUCUAAUUUUGGCUAGUUACUGCCCUCGGCAACUUUAUAUUCUCACCGAUGUCAUGUCAGGUUGAUCUAAUUUUGUUGGGAUAAUACCUGGAUAGAGAUGUUGAAACAAAAUUUCCUCAUUACAUAUCGUAUUUAAGGCGGUUCUUCAAUA